Mycena indigotica is the source of this 585-nucleotide messenger RNA. RefSeq lists its product as uncharacterized. The record is from RefSeq and is a predicted model, not a curated record. The coding region runs from base 1 to 585 and encodes 194 amino acids. The transcript is spliced from 3 exons. NCBI's taxonomy places the organism in Eukaryota, Fungi, Basidiomycota, Agaricomycetes, Agaricales, Mycenaceae.
AUGUUCGCUCUCCGCUUUGCCUCGCUCUUCCUCGCUGCGUCUACCGCACUUGUCUCUGCUGUCCCGACGCCGAUACCCACACCCGCCGAGCUGGAGAAGCGUGCAUCGAUCGCGAAGAUCACGGGCGUCCUCAACACCCUCGAGGGGUCCGUGAGCGGCAUCCUCCCCCAAAUUGACUCCCUCGUGGCCAGCGGCACGGCCGUCACCGCCGGCGCGCUCUCGCCGCUCAUCUUCGAGCUGAGCACGGCGCUCAACACCGCGACGACCGCCCUCGCGCUGCUCUCCAUCGGGCUGCGCGACCUCCCCGACUCGCCCGAGAGGCGCCAGACGGCGCAGGACGUCGCGGACCUCGCCGCCGGCCUCGUGACCGACAUCGCGGACACCCUCGGGCCCGUGGAGGCGCUCGGCGUCGCCGGGCUCGCCGGCCUCCUCGGCACCGUCGACACCGCGCUCAACGGCGUGCUCGUCGGCCUCAACGGGCUCCUUGCCGGCGUGCUUACACUCGUUGCUGGCCUUGUUGGCCCCGUCGCAGGCAUUCUCGGCUCGCUCGGCCUCGGCGCCGUCCUGGGCUCCCUCGGACUCUAA